Molecule: messenger RNA, 3944 nt
Organism: Maylandia zebra (zebra mbuna)
Lineage: Eukaryota; Metazoa; Chordata; Actinopteri; Cichliformes; Cichlidae
Gene: trim101
Product: tripartite motif containing 101
Biological process (GO): regulation of microtubule cytoskeleton organization
Cellular component (GO): cytoplasm; nucleoplasm
Molecular function (GO): zinc ion binding; ubiquitin protein ligase activity
Source: RefSeq, a predicted model, not a curated record
AGCUCACGAACCGUCUGACCUCCGGCCGUCUCUGGGUGGGUACUCGCAGCACCAACCGGACGACGGCAGAGGUAAAACAUCCAGAGGUGAAGCUCGGCGGAGCGCCCAUGUCGCUGUCAGCUGACCUGAGCUGCCUGCAGGGCAGCAGAGGCGCCGAGCGCGAGGUGGCGCUGACCACGCUGGAGAAACAGCUGAUCUGCCCCAUCUGCCUGGAGAUCUUCAACAAACCCGUCGUCAUCCUGCCGUGCGAGCACAACCUGUGCAGGAAGUGUGCCAACGAGCUCUACCAGCCGUCUCUGUUCCACGCUCGGACCACCAUGUCGGUGAACAGCGGGCGUUUCCGCUGUCCGUCCUGCAGACAAGAAGUGCUGCUGGACCGCCACGGCGUCUACGGCCUUCAGCGAAACCUGCUGGUGGAGAACAUCAUCGACAUCUACAAAGAGGAAAUCAACAGCACCAGGCCCCUCCCUCCGCCUUCACCUCCUGCUCAUUCAACAUGCUCCGACCACGAGGGAGAAAAGGUGAACAUCUACUGCCUCACCUGUCAGGUUCCCACCUGCUCGCUCUGCAAAGUCUUCGGGGCCCAUCAGUCCUGCGAGGUGGCUCCUCUGAGCGCCAUCUACCAGCAGCAGAAGGACCAGCUGCGCGAAGGCGUCGCCUCUCUGAGGGCGUUCAGCGACAAAGUCCAGACUGUGAUCAAUGAGCUGGAGGAGACCUGCAGACACAUAGAGGAGAACUGCAGCAUUCAGAAACAGAGCGUGUGCGAGAAGUUCAACCGCAUGUUCUCCAUCCUGGAGGAAAGACAGAAGGCGAUGGCGCAGCGAAUCAGCUCUGAGCAAGAGGAGAAGACGGGCCACGCGCGGGCGCUGGUGCGUUGCCAUGAUGACAGCAUGGCAGCCAACAGCAGGCUGGCGGAGAGCGCCGCGAGCAGCAUGGAAGAGCCCAACAUGGCCGCCUUUGUUCAGAGUUCAGCAGAGAUGAUCACAAAGGUGAAGGCGGCGAGUGCCUCGGGUCCGUCCGAGACGCUGAGACCAAGUUACGAGCGCCUGAGUCGUUACAGGGUUAACUUCAGCGAGCAGGAGAGGGCGCUGAAGAGCAUCGACUUCAUCAAAGCAUCAUGGUUUUGUGAUAUCUCUCCAGUCGUGAAGGAUGUUCCUGAAGAACCAGAGCCAAAAGAACCCAAAGAUUCUUUGAUCCAGAACACAGAACCAAACGGCAACCAGCAGGCCGCAGAGGAGGUUUCAGAGCAGGAGACUCCUGAGCUGGACUCGGGUCAUAUCACGGAGGGAGAGGAGGAAGCCGCCGCCGAGCUAGCUAAAGAGGGCGGCGAACGGCAGGAGGGAAUGAGCACACAGCAGGCUGUCACACUGUUCUUCUACCUGCUCGCCCUCCUGGUCAUCCUGCAGAGGGCGUGGGCUUACGUCGGCUGCUUUAUUUGCACAUAAACGCCACACGGAGCCGCACGAACAUCACUGCCGCACAGCUCAGGAUUCAGGAGACUCGUACUGCUCACGCUCACCUCCACCUGCUGUCCCUCCAGGAGGGAGACCCACGGCCCCCGCAUCGCUGCCUCCACCUCCUCCACUUCCUCCUCAUCUGCCCAGUUUUUCUCCUGGCUGAGCCCCACCCACAACAAGAGUUAGGCGGUGGGUGGAUGGUUGGGGGGGAUUCCUCUGAGAGAUGUUUGGUUGUUUGGGCUCUUAUUUUGAAAUUGUGCCUGAGAAAUUACAUUUUUGGGCUCGUUUUUGUAGAAAGUGUGACAGACGAUCGCUGACCUGACAGGAAGUGAAAGCAGAGAAAUAACGAGGUUCACAGGCCGAGGAGGCGUGAUACAUUUAUGUGCGUGUGUCGUGAUGAUGAUGAUGAUGAUGAUGCUUCUCACAUAUUCAUUGUUGAUUUUUAAAUAAUAAUUUUUCUGAUGCUGAUUUUGUUUCAUGACUGACUCAUUCAGUCUUUGGACACUUUGAGUUUCUGCGUGUUUUGUCAGUGAUGCCUGAGAUUAGGGACAAAACAGGUUUUAAUUUUCUAAAAAAUAUUUUUGAUUUUUCAAAAUCAUAUUUACAUAUAAUUGUUACACUAUAAGUUUUGGCCGUCUCACCAUGUUUUGGUCUCCCAGGUGUAACAUUUUUUAAUAAUUUAUGUUUUUGCUGGAGAAGUGCAACGUUUUUGUCAACACCAUCAGACACAAAGAAAUGCAAAAUAUAUAUUUUAAAUAAAGUGUUUCAGCUAGUUUGACUUUUAGCAGCUUCUCUGUUCUACUGUUUAUGCUUUCAAACUAAUUAUACCACAUUUAAAAGUAAGAUUGUUUGGCUUUUUGUUAUUAGAGUUACAGUCGUACAUAUUUUCAGAAGCUUGUAUUUAAUCUCCAUAAGAAACAAUCAUAUUUAGCAGCAUGAAAAUUACACAUUUAUUGAGAAAAUUAACUUUUUUUAUUGGAAUAUCAUGAGGGAGCAAAACAUAUGGUUCUUCAAAAGGGAAAAAUAAACAAAAACCCAGAAUUUUGGAGUUGAUAAGGUGUUGACGGUGGAAGCGUUGGGAAGGUUACUUUUCAAAUGUAUUCCACUACAGAUUACAGAUUACAUGCCCUGUGGCUGUGACGCAGUUUUAUCACAAAGUUGUGCCAUAAAUGAAAUUAAAACAAAAAAACUCACCAUGGCAUGUGUAUCGAACAGGAAGUGGUAAAGGGGUCCUCAGAGUGUAAGCUGCCCACAAUCAUUCCUGAUUUUUUUGUACUUUUUAAAAAAUCUGAUGGUGUUGACAAAAACUCUGGACACGAUUUUAAUCACUUAAAAUAUGCAAAAAUAAAUUUCAGGUGUACAUUUUGAUAUUAAAUAAGGUAUUGACUUAAAUACUUAGUGACUUGAUGUUUAAUUUUACAUUACUGUUCAUUUUUCUCUCUGUUUUAAUAUCAUCACACCUGCUUGUGGACAGUGGAUUUUUAGGGUACUGGUAAUGUAUUGUACCAUUUAAAGUAAAUAUAUAUGCAUAACAAAACACAAAAUCAUACUUUUGUUGUGUAAACAUUGCCUUGGUUUGUCUCUUAGUCAGCUGGGUUAACACUUGUGUGCAUAUUUUUAACCCCAAAAUCGGGUUUUAUCGGCGGACGUGUUUUGUCCCUUAUCUCAAGAAUCACUGAAAUCCACGGACGUGGUGUUUGCGCGUGUGUCAUGAGGGCGUCUCGCAGGUUUAAAAAUCACAUCGGUCAGAUUUCUGAGGCUGGAGACGCUGUGCGUGCUGCGAAGAGCUGUUCUGCAUUUCCAUUCACAGAUAAACACAAAGUGUCAAACCAAAGUAUUUCAGCAGCAUUUUGCAGCUGUGCUGAGGAGAAACCACUUCCUGUUUGGAUGACUGCCCUUUAAAAAUAAAAGCACACCUGCCUUAAAGCGCCAAUCAGAGCUCAGCAGACCUGUCACACUCUCUGACGGUGUGUUUUUAGGUUUACACACAAACACGUCAAUGUGACGUUUUUGUGUUUCUGCUGCUGUAAAAUGUGUCGUCAUGAUUUAAAAACACGUUGGUCUAAAGUAAAUCUGUCACCUGUGCUCCUGGAGUCCACGCAGAGGCCCACUCACAGCCAGGUUUCUGCCACAGCUAACAGUAAUGCUAAUUAUUAAAACAUUGUUUUCUGUGUGUUAUAGUAGGUCUUACAAUAUAAAAGCACCUGAGGCAUCUGUUGUUGUGAUUUGUUGUUUCUGUAACAGGUAACCCACGAGCACGCACAAGCUCUGAAAAAUAUUAAAGUUCAUCAAUAUUAUUUUUGAUUAAGGUGCUAAAUUACAUUUAUUUACACAAAUAUGCAUUUGAGAGGUUGAAUGUAGUGACUGCUCUCAGACGUGCGAGGUGCUCGCUCAUGUUUGUGACUAAAGUCAGUAGUUCAGUUUGAAAUUCAUCGCUCCUGUUUAAAGAGGCACGACUCACUAUAUUAAAUAUAUAUGAAAUUAAAA